GGUUGAACAUCGAUAGCAGAACCCACAAGCAAGCAAGAACCAACGAUGAAGGCGUACGUGUGUGGAGUGUUACUGCUGAUGGCUGCCGUGGCCACCGUCGUAGUUGGUGCGGAGGAGGAACAGCAGGAGAUGCUGAUGGUGGUGGAUCCUGCCCAGCAACAAGUGGCCGUUACUCUGGAGGACGUUGCGGCGCUUAAUGAGCAACCGAUGGAGGGUGAGGCAGUACGCGAGAAGCGACACCACCGGUAUGGCGGCUAUGGCGGCUACCGUGGGGGAUAUGGCGGGUAUGGUGGAUACGGUGGAGGAUACGGACGUGGAUUUGGAGGCUAUGGACGUGGUUAUGGCGGCUAUGGUGGAUACGGAGGAUACGGUGGAUACGGUGGAUACGGAGGAUACGGAGGAUACCGUCGUUGGGGACUCUACUAAGAGAGAUAGAGAGAGAGAGAGUUCGAGUGAACGAUUGGAGCACAGGACUGUACAGAUACAAAGAAGGUCAAUAAAGAUUUAUUGUGAUAUGGCAUGACAAUGGCAGAAGUGAGCUUCAAAUGA
This is a messenger RNA of Anopheles nili, 549 nucleotides long. RefSeq lists its product as uncharacterized. The record is from RefSeq and is a predicted model, not a curated record. Bases 46 to 426 code for a protein of 126 amino acids. The transcript is spliced from 2 exons. Lineage: Eukaryota; Metazoa; Arthropoda; Insecta; Diptera; Culicidae.